Molecule: messenger RNA, 507 nt
Organism: Penicillium longicatenatum
Lineage: Eukaryota; Fungi; Ascomycota; Eurotiomycetes; Eurotiales; Aspergillaceae
Exons: 2
Coding region: 1-507 (168 amino acids)
Source: RefSeq, a predicted model, not a curated record
AUGGCACGGAGUGAUGAGAAGUCCCAAGGCAAAAAGCGUCCCGCCGAAGGUGAUCCAGAUGGCGCGCAACCACUAACCAAGAAAUUCGGCUGUCUUCAGAUCGACCAUGACUCCUGUGCUCGGACCAAAUACGACACGCCUUCCCACGAGUCUGCCAUGCUAUUAGAUGACACCAAACACACUACCUAUAUCUAUAAUUUGGAUCAUGAAUUGGCUGAACCGGAUCCACCGGAUACUCUGGUGCUUCUCCCUCUCGCGGCCAGGAUGAUCUCGCUGCCCAAGUCGGUGUGGUCAUCCAACCCAGCCGAAGGCAAAGAGUUGGUUCUUUACACCGAACCGUCGUCUCUGACGGUUCCUAAAGAGCAGGAUAGUGUGCGCAAAGCGAUCAUUGAAUCGAGAGCGCGGGCUCGUACCUGCCAAUCCCCGUCUAUCAGCCCCUCGGCCGUGAGUAAUAGCAUUCCGCAACCCGACCAUGAUGAUCCAAUGGAUAUCGACUUGGAUCCAUAA